Messenger RNA from Vespa velutina, 4159 nucleotides. RefSeq names its product neurotactin (gene Nrt). The coding region runs from base 304 to 2490 and encodes 728 amino acids. The transcript is spliced from 7 exons. NCBI's taxonomy places the organism in Eukaryota, Metazoa, Arthropoda, Insecta, Hymenoptera, Vespidae. The record is from RefSeq and is a predicted model, not a curated record.
UGCUUCAGUUACGCGCUUGCCGUUGUCGCGAGUAUGCAAUUAGAAGAGAAAGAAAGUAGUUUUCAGUAAUUUUAUCGUAUAAUCGUACUAGUUGCAACGUUCACUGUUCUUUUUUCUUUCUCUGCAUCUCUCUCUCAUUUUCUCUCUCUUUUUUCUGUCUCUUCCGACUUUUCAUUAUCGAGUAAAAACGAACGAAAAGAAAUUCUUUGUGAACAAUUUACAUUCAUCUCGUCGCGUUCCAUUAUUACAGUGUGAAGCUGGAUGACCAUCGUUGUCGAACGUUACUUGAAAGAGUGGUGAACGAUGAGCCAAGCGGAUCAGGACAAAGAUAAAAGUAUGGACAAAAAGGAAAUUGCGGAGGAGGAGAGGGAGAAGAUGCUAAAUGCCGAGAACACUAAACAUACCGGUGCUGCACCUGCAUCUGAUUUAGAAUCCGAGGAGAAUAAACCGAAGAAGAAGAUACCAAUUGGCGGUAUCAAGAUGCCAGGAUUUUGUCGUACCAAAAGCAAGGAACCAUGCAAGGACGAUGAAACCAAACCCGCUGAAUUGACAGAUACAGAAACUACAGCUGUUAUGACAAAGGAAAACGAACAAAAUGCGUCUCCUGCUCCUGAGAAACCAACAACCCCGGCAAAGGACUCAAAGGAGAAGGAAGGACGAAAGGGCAUUCUAAAUGCCAUUAGAUUACCGCUGGUAUCCGUAUUUCCUAGAAAGAAGAAUAAGGAUGGAGAUGCUGACUUGGGAACGACUGGUACCGCUGGUUUGGCCAGUAUCGAAACCCUUGAUGACGGUGGGACAGAAAAAAAUCCUAUCGCUAAUGAGGAUGGCAUGGAAACGGUACGUUUAGAUAGCGACGCUGCUGAUGGAGCAGAACUUCCAAAACGUCAAGUCUGUGCAGUUUGCGUGAGAGCUGCAAGGCGAAAUUUAUUUGCCUUAGCUGCUUCAUUGUGUAUUCUACUGUCGGUGAUUAUUAUCAUAUGCGUCGCUUGUAAUGGACCAAGAAGAAGCGCUAAUCAAUCUCAUAAGACCGGCAAGUACAUAGAAGCGGUAACAUCAUGUGGACCCAUUCAAGGUGUCUUAGAAGAUGGUGCAUAUGCUUUUCGUGGAAUACCAUAUGCUGUCCCACCAGUUGAAAAUCGUCGAUGGCAAACCGCUGAACCACUCAGUAGACUCGAACACUGUUGGAACGGAACUUAUUUGGCUCACAAUGCUUCGGAGAUGUGUUGGCAACGUGAAACUUCCGGUAGAAUUGACGGGGUCGAGGAUUGCCUCUAUCUUGAUGUAUUUACGCCAGACGUACGAUAUGAUUCACCUUUACCGGUAGUAGUCAUGAUCGGUGCGGAAACUUUAAGCGGCUCAUCGCCUGGUGUAAUGCAACCAUCGGCAAAACUUGCUCGUGUUCGUGACAUGAUCUUCGUGAGACCUAACUUUCGAUUGGGAAUUUUUGGAUUCUUAGCGACCGAACCACUUUCUCGAGCUACACAUCCACCUACGUCCGGUAAUUACGGACUCUCGGACAUCAUAGCCGCCCUACAAUGGGUCCAAUUGAAUAUCCAGUAUUUUGGUGGCAACAAAACUUCCGUAACUCUUUGGGGUCAUAGAGCUGGUGGUACUUUAGUCACGACACUCGUAGGAAUACGAAAAACUCGUAAUCUCUUUUCGAGAGUCUGGGUCUCAAGCGGUAGCGCGAUUUUCCCUCGUAAAGAGCUUAAAAAGUCUGAACAACAGAGCGAACAGUUUCUUAAUUCCAUUCGAUGCACGGAUGCGAAUUGUUUGCGUAGCAAGGGUGCCGAAGAUCUGAUAGAUGCCGUACCGGAAACUUGGCAUAGUAGCUUUGUUGGGCUGCCGGAAACGAGAGAGACUUUGGCGAGGGAUCGAAUGCACGAGUGGCUGGUUCUAGAUGGUGCUAUCUUACAGGAACAUGUUGGUGAGAUUUGGGUGAGGGACGAGUUGCCUGUUAAGGUCGUUAUGGGUACCACUGCCCACUCCGGAACUCCGGCACGAUAUCUUUCUUCGGAUGUUAUUUUCAACUCCACUCAAAUAGAAAAGAUCAUUCGUGAAUCUUUAUUAGGCACUAGCGGAUUAGCGGAUGAAGCUCUCAGACGAUACAACGCUACUUUUGAAGGUCUGGUUAGAAUGAUAUCGGACAUACGAGUGGUCUGUCCAUUGAUGACAGUUGCCAGCAUGAAAUCGAAUGUUCCAUUUUAUGUAGCGACUCAGCCACGUGGAAACUUGGCAGAUCCUGAUAGCGAUGCAGCGGCUAUACUUGGUACUUAUGCUGCAAGAACGCCAGAAGAAAAAAGGCAUGUAUCGGCAAUGCAACAGUUGUUCAAUCAUUAUGUGUGGCACGGAGAAGUAGCUCAAGCUGAUCCGUCAGGUGCAAAUAGAGUUCUGAUUGUUAGUCAGGAUCCCUUACCGCAGCACGAUUAUCCAAAUUGCGAUUUUUGGAUACAAAAGGAUAUCGUUCCCUUGUAUGGGCGAGUCGAUUAAAUUUCAUUGUUGUCUUGAUCUCCGUAUAAGGUCCAAUUUAUUUAAGAAUCUUCAUUGGAAACACGCGUUAUCCGUUGAAUUUCCAUGAACGAAGGAUUCUUUUCAUGAGGUUAUAUACAUUGACAUUUAAAUAGAUAACUAAUUAAUGUUUUAUGAGAUACGAAAUAUUACAAAAAAAAAAAGAAAAAAAAAAAAGAAAAGUAAAAAAUCGUACCUCUGUAACAUGACGAGCAACAGUAUCUAUUAGGAUUGGCGAUUAAAUAAAGCGGAACGGUGAAAUCAAAACACAAUGAAAAAUAUAUAUGAGGACGACAUAAACGAAUUGAAUGAUACAAUAUGAAGUAUGUAAUUUUAAUAUAGAAUGUGGGUCCACAUGGCACGUGGAUUCUUAUGUACGUGUAUAAAUGUGAAUCAAAUUGUAAUAUAUUACGAGGAGAUGGAAAAAGGAGAAUAACGAAAACAAACAAAUCGCGCAUAGCUUAAGAACAAAAAAAAAGCAAAUAUCUACAGUUCAUAAUUAUUAUACAUAUUCUAUAUUCUUGUAAGCUGUACUCCAAGGGGUACGGAAGAAAUUGCAAGAAUUAUGAGAAAAUUCAUUACUAUUAUCAAAUGAUUCAUGUUCCACAGUAUAUUGGUACACAUGCACUUUACACUUCACCUUCCUUUCUUAUUUAAUUACAUCCCAUUUUUAAUAUUCCUCUUUGUACUCACACUCAAUUAAAAAAACUCAACAAAAAUAUAAGUUUGAGAAUCUUGGUUGUUAUCAAUGGUCUGUCAACAUUUUCGCACUUUUACAUAAAAACAAUGUUGCACAAUUGCACAAAAGUCUACUCCUGAAUAUAUUGCAAAAGAAAUACUGACCCAGCAAACAUAGAAUAUUUUGUAAUGAUACAGCAAGUAUGGAAAAGCAUUUGUCAUUGCUUUUUUAAAGAAAAAGUUAUUAAUCUUAUUAUAAACAUGUUAUAAUGAGUUUAUAACUGCUUUAUUGCUUGUAUAGUGUUUGCUAGUCAGUAUGAAUGUUAAUGCUUGGAGAAGUGUAGUACAUAUCCAUUUCAUAAAACUUAUUGGAUCGUUUCUACGGGCAUAAUUUUCAGGUAUAACUUUUUUACUCCGCUUUUUGUAAGACAACUUUUUUAUUAUUAAUAUUGGUUUAGAAGUAAUGUAGUUAGAAAGCAACAUCCUUUCAGUAGGAUGUUUGUAGACUGACUUAAUAUACCUAUACAGUAUUUACUAACCCUUGUAAGGGAACUGAAGACUCUUUGUCUUAUUUAGACUGAAGCUGCCAAAUUUGAUACUCUCUUAAUAAACAAUAAAAAGUUUUCCGGAUAUAUGUAUUUUCAAAUACCUUGAUCAUGUAUGGUUUUAUAUACGUCUAUUUUUUUAAAGUUGAGUAUAGUCACUAAUUUUAAAAAAAGAUAAUAAAAUCAACUUCUUCAAUAAAGUUUUCAGAAUUUCAGAUAAGUUAUUAAAAUUUAUUAUGGACUCAAAAAUACUUUUUAUGGACUAUAAAAAUAAGUUGUUUAAUUAUACUUAGUAAAUCAGAUUAUAACUAUUUACACAUAAUUAUUAAAAUUAAAUGCAAAUAGCAGUACAGUAAUUUUAAUACAUAAUGUUUUUAUCCAUUUAAUAUGUACAAUAAAUGUAUUUAUUUUACUUAUUAAGAGCCGAA